Molecule: messenger RNA, 1290 nt
Organism: Didymodactylos carnosus
Lineage: Eukaryota; Metazoa; Rotifera; Eurotatoria; Philodinida; Philodinidae
Source: the annotation of a GenBank genome assembly
AUGUAUCAGUCUGGUCAUGCUACUCGUACAAUAUAUAAUUAUAAUGCAGUUGAUUGGGGUUAUUACUGUUACCAGAUUUCGCAACAACUACGGAAUAAUCCUAACGUUUAUAUGUUUGGUGUCUCCGUUGAUGCACGCUAUCAGGCUUUAUGUCGCUGUAUCUUAAAAGCAGCUGAACUUGCUAUUCCUUCUAAAGUUAUUACACUUCAUCAGCGUGAUAAACCGUGGUUUACUGAAAGUUUGCGAUGUCUUUACAGGAGGCGUAAUAGACUGUAUAGAACAUAUAAACAUACCCAGAACACCAAACAUAAUGCUCUCUAUCGUUCAGCAUCCAAAAUAUUUUUUACUCAGUGUGAAGACGAGAAAAAAGCGUAUUUUGCGAAACUUAAUAAUAUUCAAGUUAAUAAUAAAAACUGGUGGAAACUGUUAAAAGCUUCGAUGGGACGCAGAGCUACUGUUAACAUUCCUAGCUUACUAAACCCUCAAUCUCAAUGGGUACAUGAUAAUCUUGGUAAAGCAAAUCUUAUGAAUUCGUACUUUGCAUCAGUAUGUUUCAUGUCAUCCAUUGAUGAGAAUCGUACAUUUAAUUAUCCUUUACAUACAUCUACUAUUUCAAUUGAGAAUAUUUCAGUAUCUGAUUCUGAUAUAGAUAAAAUAAUUGGUGGUAUCAGCACUUCCAAGGCUUGUAGUCCUGGUAUUACAUGCGGAAUGCUGCGUGAGGCGAAACUUUUUAUAACUGAUAGUCUGAGAAGUAUUUGUCAACAGUCACUUGAUGACGGUGUUUUUCCUUCUAGUUUAAAGAUCGGACAUGUUACGAGCCUUUAUAAAUCCAAGGAGCACUGGCUGUCUUGUAAUUAUAGGCCGAUGACAUUGCUCCCUAUAAUGUCAAAAGUCUUUGAACGUAUUGUGUUUCGCGCGGUUUACACUCACUUGGUAAAAAAUAAUCUUCUUAAUAUGAUGCAAUCUGGCUUUCGCAAAUAUCACAGUACUGUGACCCAAUUAAUCGAAUUUGUACAUAAUAUUUAUCGGGAUCUUGAAAAUGGUGAUGAUUGUAUUGCUGUUUACUUAGACUUCAGCAAGGCUUUGGAUAAAGUUUGGCAUUCUGCUUUUCUGAACAAGUUGGAAAAAAAAGGAAUUCGAGGUGCCUUGUUACAGUGGUUUCGCAGUUAUUUAUCUGACAGAUCGAUCAUUACAGUCGUCAACGGUCAGACUUCUAAACCUGCAAAGAUAAAUCGUGGAGUUCCUCAAUGCUCUGUCUUGGGGCCUCUACUAUUUUUUGAUAUACAUUGA